CUUCUUUUGGACCCAUCCACAUUCCCGCGUAGUGCUCUUCAUCUUCUCAAUCUCUUGAACCUUAGCAUUUAUCUAUUUUCCAACAAUGUCAAAUCUGUCAGCUCAGUACCCUCAACGCCGCCUGCGCCACUGCUUUACCAAGUAAUGACUCAUAACUCGUGCCUAUGAAGCAGUCUUCCCGUCCAUGGCCUCCAGCAGCGAACGUCAACGACGAACGCUUAUGAUGGAGUCCCAUUACGUUCACUACGGAGCUGGAGCUAACCUGGUGUCCUGUGCCAUUGUAAAAAUCGCUGCGGUAUUAUCACCCAGUGUCGUCGGCAUCAGCACCCUCUACCGUGCAAGCACCCACAUCGGUGCCCGGAUCUAUAUUUUCUUUGGUGCACACGCUGCAACUGCAGCUAUAUUUUAUACAUAUCGAAUUCGAAAGAUGUCCGGCACGUUGACUGCUGUCUGAAGACGGUGCCUGAGUGCAGCCUAUCAAAUAAAUAGGUGAAGUUGGCAUCGGUAUGGGUUCGCGCUUGGGAGAUCACUCGAAGAGGGGCGGUGAGAAGAUGUGAGGGGGGCAUAG
Gamsiella multidivaricata is the source of this 568-nucleotide messenger RNA. RefSeq lists its product as uncharacterized. The transcript has a single exon. The coding region runs from base 185 to 454 and encodes 89 amino acids. NCBI's taxonomy places the organism in Eukaryota, Fungi, Mortierellomycota, Mortierellomycetes, Mortierellales, Mortierellaceae. The record is from RefSeq and is a predicted model, not a curated record.